AUGACCAUCCCGCAAACCUUCAAGCAAGCCAUCUUCAAAUCUGCCGGCACCCCACUGGUCAUCGAGGAAGCACCUCUCACGCCGCCCGGCUCCAAUGAAAUUCUUGUGAAGGUGGAAGCAUGCGGUGUUUGCUUCUCGGAUGUAUUUGCGCAGAGUAACGUUAUGGGUGGGGGAUUUCCCAUCGUCCCCGGUCAUGAGAUUAUCGGCCGUGUAGCUGCCAUUGGAGAUGAUGUCUCUGGUUGGACCGUCGGGGAUCGUAUCGGAGGGGGCUGGCACGGAGGACAUGAUGGAGCAUGCAAAGCCUGCCGCAAAGGCUGGUACCAAAUGUGCAGCUCGCAGGUCGUCAAUGGCGAGACCAAGAAUGGCGGAUGUACGUCUUCCCCCGUUCCUCUUCCUUUCCCCCGCGCAUUCCUGGAAAUGGUGUUGAUUUGGUUCGUUGCAGAUGCGGAAUACUGCCUCCUCAACCCAGAAGCUGCUGUCCGCGUUCCCUCCCACGUCCCAGCCGCAAAGUAUGCCCCCAUCCUCUGCGCCGGCGUCUCCGUCUUCAACUCCAUCCGGCACAUGAACGUCCCUGUCGGCGAGACUGUUGCCAUUCAAGGCCUCGGCGGUCUGGGCCACCUCGCCAUCCAGUACGCCAAUAAAAUGGGAUACCGGGUGGUUGCGAUCUCGCGAGAUGCAACAAAGGAGAAGUUUGAAGACGCCGGGGUCACGCUGCAGAAGCUGGGCGGGGCAUCGCUGGUCGUUUCGACAGCGCCAACGGCUGAGGUGAUAAGUCCGUUGUUGAAGGGGCUGGGGAUUUUGGGGAAGUUGUUGAUGUUGUCAGUGCCGGGUGAAGUCCCCGUUGAUACGGCCACCAUGCUUAAAUAUGGCCUCUCGGUGCAGGUUUGGCCCUCUGGCCAUGCCACCGACUCGGAAGACACGAUUGCGUUUACCGAGCUACAUGAGAUCAAUUGUAUGGUGGAGGAGUUUCCUUUAGAAAAGGCGAACGAUGCGUUUGAGGCAAUGACGAAGGGAAGCGUCAGGUUCCGCGCAGUUAUCACCAUGGAUUAA
Molecule: messenger RNA, 1050 nt
Organism: Penicillium macrosclerotiorum
Lineage: Eukaryota; Fungi; Ascomycota; Eurotiomycetes; Eurotiales; Aspergillaceae
Exons: 7
Coding region: 1-1050 (349 amino acids)
Molecular function (GO): oxidoreductase activity; zinc ion binding
Source: RefSeq, a predicted model, not a curated record